This is a messenger RNA of Olea europaea var. sylvestris, 1695 nucleotides long. RefSeq names its product lysine histidine transporter-like 6. Lineage: Eukaryota; Viridiplantae; Streptophyta; Magnoliopsida; Lamiales; Oleaceae. Gene Ontology annotation, cellular component: plasma membrane. The transcript has 8 exons. The coding region runs from base 76 to 1395 and encodes 439 amino acids. The record is from RefSeq and is a predicted model, not a curated record.
GAUCAACCACUACAAAUACAUGAUGACAAUCACUGAAUCCCUGCAUUCUUGGUGUGAAUUUGUUUUGGUGCAAAAAUGGCGUCAUCUGCUCCAGCUCCUUCAGAGCCUAAAGAAGUUCCAGCAGAUGAUAAAUGGACUGAAAUAGAUCCAUCUCGUAAAGCCAAAUGGUGGUACUCGACAUUUCACACUGUCACGGCCAUGGUUGGUGCUGGUGUCCUCAGCCUGCCUUAUGCCAUGGCUUACUUAGGAUGGGGUCCGGGGACCUUGGUAUUGGCAGUAUCUUGGAUUAUCACAUUGAAUACCAUGUGGCAGAUGAUACAGCUCCAUGAAUGUGUUCCUGGGGUUCGUUUUGAUCGGUACUAUGACCUUGGCCGACAUGCCUUUGGCCCGAAAUACGGGCCAUGGAUAGUACUCCCUCAGCAGCUUAUUGUCCAAGUAGGUUGUGACAUUGUAUAUAUGGUCACUGGAGGAAAGUGUCUCAAGAAGUUCAUGGAAAUAGCCUGCACCAGUUGUCACCCAAUUAGGCAAUCCUACUGGAUUUGCAUCUUUGGAGGUCUCCAUUUCUUCCUCUCUCAAUUGCCUGACUUCAACUCUGUUUCUGGUGUUUCACUAGCUGCUGCAGUCAUGUCUCUAAGCUAUUCAACUAUAGCUUGGGUGGCGUGCUUGAGUCGAGGCAGGGUCGAAAACGUGAACUACGGGUACAAGAAAACGAGCAGAGCUGAUUACAUGUUUCGUGUUUUUAACGCUUUGGGGCAGAUUACAUUUGCCUAUGCUGGCCAUGCUGUGGUGCUUGAAAUUCAGGCCACAAUUCCAUCCACUCCUGAGAAGCCCUCUAAGGUUCCAAUGUGGAAAGGUGCUGUUUGGGCAUAUUUCAUCAAUGGAAUCUGCUAUUUUCCAGUUGCUUUGGUUGGAUACUGGGCAUUUGGUCAAGAUGUAACUGAUAAUGUGCUCGUUGCACUUCAGAGACCAUCAUGGCUCAUUGCUGCUGCUAACUUGAUGGUAGUCAUCCAUGUUAUAGGAAGCUAUCAGGUUUAUGCAAUGCCAGUAUUUGACUUAGUUGAGAGAACAAUGGUGAAAAGAUUGAACUUUCCCUCGGGAGCUAUGCUAAGACUCAUUGUUCGUUCUGCUUAUGUUGCUUUCACCCUAUUUAUUGGUGUCACCUUCCCUUUCUUUGGUGACCUACUGGGUUUCUUCGGCGGAUUUGGCUUUGCUCCAACUUCUUACUUUCUACCAAGCAUAAUAUGGCUAAAACUUAUGAAGCCUCAGAGAUUCAGCUUAUCAUGGAUUAUCAACUGGGCAUGCAUUUUUAUUGGAGUGUUCAUUAUGGUGGCAUCAACUAUUGGUGGACUGAGGAAUAUAGUUGCUGAUGCAUCAACUUAUGAAUUCUACUCUUGAAAAAACUCAGAAGAAUGAGUUAUACAUGUAUCACUUAAUGCAACAUUAAUUAUGGUUUUAUUUUAUCAAAUGGAUUACAGUAGUAUACAGUACUAAGUAAAAAAAAGAAAAAGAAAAAAAGUGUCCCAAUGACAUAUCGGCCUCUACUGAAAGAAAGGGCGGUAGAUGAUAAUGAGAAAAAGGCACCGUCCAAUCUUAUUCAGUAUAGUUUAUUAGGGAAAUAUCGAGUACUAUGUACCAAACAUGUUCUUAAUAAUUACUUCAUAAAUCAAAUUUAGCUCUACCAUCUUUGUUGGAUAA